Brenthis ino (lesser marbled fritillary) is the source of this 972-nucleotide messenger RNA. The record is from the annotation of a GenBank genome assembly. NCBI's taxonomy places the organism in Eukaryota, Metazoa, Arthropoda, Insecta, Lepidoptera, Nymphalidae.
AUGUUGACUGAAGUUAUAAAACAUUUAAAACCGAGUGACAAUGAGUUAUACAUAGAUAUGACAUUUGGUGCUGGAGGCCAUUCCAGAAGGAUUCUAGACUCGGCUAAUUGUAAAUUGAUAACUUUAGAUCGAGAUCCAAUAGCUUAUGAAAAGGCAAAAAAAUUUGCAGAAGAAUAUCCUAAUAGAGUGACACCACUGCUUGGAAAGUUUAGUGAAUUGCCAAAUCUUUUACAUAAUAUUGGUGUAACACAGUCUUCUAUAGAUGGUAUAUUAUUUGAUUUUGGCUGCUCUUCAAUGCAGUUAGAUAAUGGGGAAAGAGGAUUUUCAGUUAGCAAAAAUGGCUAUCUUGACAUGAGAAUGGAUGCUGGACAUGAUCCAAAUCAAAUAACAGCCAGAGAAGUACUCGCAACUGCUACUGAGGAUGAACUUUAUAAGAUCUUCAAAAUUUAUGGUGAGGAGAAAAAAGCAGCAAAGAUUGCACAAACAAUUAUUCAAGCUAGAUACAUGAUUAAAAACAUAGAUACAACCCAUGAAUUAGUAGACAUUGUUGACUCUUGUUGUCCUGACGAGUUCAGAUUAGAUAAACUCCAAAGACCACAAUCCAAUGCAACUAAAGUAUUUCAAGCUCUACGAAUAUUUGUAAAUAAUGAACUUAAUGAACUAAACUAUGGUAUGGUGUUAGCAAAAUAUUAUUUAAAAUUAAAUGGUCGCCUUGUAACAGUUUGCUUUCAUUCUCUAGAAGACACAAUUGUGAAGCGUCAUAUUGCAGGGAAUAUUGUGAAUGAAACUGCGAAUCCAGUUCCUCUUAGGUAUCUUAGUCCAAUGCUGGUACAAGAUCAGGAAACGAUAAACCAGUUUCUGGAUACUCCAUGGAAAGCUAUCAAUAAGCAUGUUGAAGUUCCAACUGAUGAAGAAGUGGAUAUGAAUCCUAGAAGUCGGAGCGCUCGAUUAAGAGCUGCCAUUAAAGUAAAA